GCCCCCACAGUCUGGAGGCUCCUUCGGACCAGGGAGCCCAGACUAAGCAUUCCAGCAGUCAGCGGUCAGUGCUGCAGAAGCACUUCGGGUUCGAGUACCAGACGCAGGUCGACGGGGAGAUCCUGCUGCAUCUCUACCACAGGGGUGGCAUCGAGCAGACGGCCCCCAUGCUGGACGGCGUGUUCGCCUUCAUCCUGCUGGACACGGCCAAUCGCAAAGUAUUCCUGGGGAGGGACACGUUCGGCGUCCGGCCGCUGUUCAGAGCGCUCACGGAGGAGGGGUUGCUGGCCGUGUGUUCAGAGGCCAAAGGCCUGGUCAGCCUGAAGCAGCCCAUGGCUCCCCGGCUCCAGAUCGAGCCCUUCCCUCCCGGCCAUUACGAAGUUCUGGAUCUCAAGGCCAGCGGCAAGGUGGCGUCCGUGGAGCUGGUGAAGUUCCACAGCUGCAGGGACGCGCCGCUCCACGCACUCUUCGACCCCCUGGAGAAGCUGUCCGCAGGCUUUGAGCUGGAAACGGUGAAGCGCAACAUCCGGCUGCUCUUCGACCACGCCGUGCGCAAACGCCUGAUGACCGACCGGAGGAUCGGCUGCCUCUUGUCAGGGGGCCUCGACUCCAGCUUGGUGGCUGCCACCCUCCUGAAGCAGCUGCAGGAAGCCCAGGUGGCCUACCCGCUCCAGACCUUCGCCAUCGGCACGGAGGACGGCCCGGAUCUGCUGGCCGCUCGAAAGGUGGCGGCUCACAUCGGGAGCGAGCACCACGAGGUGCUGUUCAGCGCCGAGGAGGGCAUCCAGGCCCUGGACGAGGUGGUCUUCUUCCUGGAGACGUACGACAUCACCACCAUCCGCGCCUCCGUGGGCAUGUAUCUGGUCUCCAAGUACAUCCGCAAGAACACGGACAGCGUCGUCGUCUUCUCCGGAGAAGGCUCUGACGAGCUCACUCAGGGCUACAUCUACUUCCACCAGGCGCCCUCUGCGGAGGAGGCGGGGGAGGAGAGCGAGCGGCUCCUCCGGGAGCUCUAUCUCUUCGACGUCCUGCGUGCCGACCGCACCACCGCGGCGCACGGCCUCGAGCUGCGGGUCCCGUUCCUGGAUCACAGAUUCACUUCCUACUACCUGUCGCUGCCCCCGGAGCUCCGGACCAAAAAAAAACCUAACGGGGUCGAGAAGCACCUCCUAAGAGAGGCGUUUGAGGGUGCCAACCUGCUGCCCAAAGAGAUCCUCUGGCGGCCCAAAGAGGCCUUCAGCGACGGGCUCACCUCCAUCAAGAAGUCCUGGUUCACCAUCCUCCAGGAGCACAUGGAGCGUCAGGUAGCCACGGCAACGGAGCUGGGCGGGGCGGGAGCCGCUGAUUGGCUGCAGGCGGCCGAGGCUCUGCUGCCACGGCAACGGAGCUGGGCGGGGCGGNGAUUGGCUGCAGGCGGCCGAGGCUCUGCUGCCACGGCAACGGAGCUGGGCGGGGCGGGAGCCGCUGAUUGGCUGCAGGCGGCCGAGGCUCUGCUGCCACAGCAACGGAGCUGGGCGGGGCGGAGCCGCUGA
Messenger RNA from Gracilinanus agilis (Agile Gracile Mouse Opossum), 1532 nucleotides. RefSeq names its product asparagine synthetase [glutamine-hydrolyzing]-like. Gene Ontology annotation, cellular component: cytosol. The record is from RefSeq and is a predicted model, not a curated record. The transcript has 10 exons. The annotation marks the transcript as partial. Lineage: Eukaryota; Metazoa; Chordata; Mammalia; Didelphimorphia; Didelphidae. Gene Ontology annotation, molecular function: asparagine synthase (glutamine-hydrolyzing) activity.